Fusarium poae is the source of this 399-nucleotide messenger RNA. RefSeq lists its product as uncharacterized. Lineage: Eukaryota; Fungi; Ascomycota; Sordariomycetes; Hypocreales; Nectriaceae. The transcript is spliced from 2 exons. The record is from RefSeq and is a predicted model, not a curated record. The coding region runs from base 1 to 399 and encodes 132 amino acids.
AUGUAUCCUCUUGGAAUGAGUCUCAGGACCCUGCAAGAGUUGCAGAAGGAUAAUGUCUUCCAGCAGACUCUUGUCACGACUGCCCUCGACCAAACACUACUGGGUGUGAACUAUCUGCACGACGCCAACGUGAUUCAUACUGAUAUUCACUUUGAUAACCUUUUCAUUGCUUUGACCGACGACUCGAUUCUCUCCACAGUCGAGGAUAACGAGCUUCACCGACCCUCAGCACGAAAAUACGUUGACGACGCCGUCAUUCACAUAUCUCAGUACCUGUUAGGAGGUGCUGGUGACCUCACAGUUUGCGACCUAGUUCAAGUACGCAUAGGAAAUGUGCACUGCACCGCGGAAGUGAAAUGUCGGUGCCGUAUCGCGCUCCCGAGGUCAUUCUCGGCAUGA